GGCAGAGGGGAACCUCCCCUCCCUGCAGAGAUGCUCUUCUCCCAUUGGCGCGGAGGGCCAGGCGGCUCCUGUCCCGGGCGCAGCGCGCACCUCUCCCCGCUCAGAGGCGGCAGCGGCCGGGGAAGCAGCCGGCUGGGCGGAGGUGAUGUCUGACUAAAGCUGCUCCACGUUGGAUUAACAGUAUAUGCCUGGUCAAUGAACUGUUGUGUUAUGAAGCAGAGCUGAGAGACUGGCACCUCCGCAACAUGCAUGUGAUCUGAAUAAUCAGGAAUGCAGCACUCUGUUGUGAGAGCCUCUUGCCCAGAGAAGCGCGUGCCAUUUAUCCUACAAGAGAACAAAGUUAAGGGCUUUUUAUCCCAUUGACUGUAGCCCUGUCCCAACGGUUGGAGUAUUUUGUGAAUCCCACAGAUCUGGGAUUUCUGUCUCUUUUUUUUUUUUGCACCUUUCACGUUGACUCCUGGCCAGCCCCCACCAGGACUUCUAGGAUUCUAAAGGCUUCUUUUAAAUCUGUUAACAAGAUGAUUGACCUAAGCUUCCUAACGGAGGAAGAACAAGAGGCAAUAAUGAAGGUGCUCCAACGGGAUGCAGAACUCAAGAGAAAGGAAGAAGAGAGGGUCAGGCAUUUACCAGAAAAAAUUAAGAGUGACAAUCAGCUAAAGAAUAUGAGCGGGCAGUGGUUUUAUGAAGCAAAGUCAAAGAGGCACAGAGAUAAAAUACACGGAGCAGAUAUCAUUAGAGCAUCGAUAAGAAGGAAACCCACAACAUUAGCUGAGCGGAGUCAGAACAAAUCAGAUAAAACAAAGAACAGUUGGGUGAACAAUGUCAAUAAGGAAGUUUCUGUCCCAGCAGAGCUAUCUGGUAUCAGGGAAGAGACAGAAGAAGGGGAAGUGAAAUCCAAUCAAAGUUCUAAUGCACUGGACGCAACCUUAGACACACCACAGGAAAGCUCAAAGAAGGUAGCUGUGUCACCAGGAAAGCAAAGGAAAAAUCCAUUUAAUGACUUCACUGCACCAGAACAGAACAUAAAAAGUAGGGACUCAGAAAGUGGAACAAUUGGCCUAUCUCAGAUGCAAAAUGAGGACACACUGUCAGCUUCAAAGGAGACCCAAUCCAAGAGAAACAUACUAAAUAGUAGGUCAGAGGAACAUAGGCAGGCUUCUGGAGAACAAAUUGAUGAGUCACAGAGAAUUGCAGAUCAGCCUCCUGUACCAAAAGCUAGAAAAGUCAUCUACAAAAUAACAGAUCCCAUAUUGGAGAAAGAUGGUUCUUUUCCCAAACCUGCUAAAAGGACUGAUUGGGUUAGUGGUGCUGGUACACCACCGAGGGGCAUUCUGAAACGCAGUUCAAGUUCAAGUUCCACUGAUUCAGAAGUUCUUCGUGUUAAUCCGAUCUUUGACCAUCAGAGUAAGACUGGUUUGCCAUCUUCAACUGUUCUCGAAAGAGUAGCUGAGACAAAUCCUCCUGCAGAAGACCCCUCACAAAAUUCACUGGAAAGACUAAAACAGGUCAGGUUCUCUUCCAGUAUAGGUACAAAACAACCUCUUCAGAGCCCCCAGCUGCAACAUGGCAAAGAUAUAGGAGAGUUUGACUUACUGGAAUCAGACUAUGAUAAAAGUGCAGAAAAUGACAGUAGUAGGUUAGAUGCACUUCAGAAUGAACAAACCCUCCCUGUAAAAUCUCCACGCUCCCAAUCCUCUGCUUUAGAUGUUAAUUCAAGAGACAGAGAUGUCUCCCAAGAAGACACAUCAGCACCGUAUUCUUCUGAUGCUAACAAGUCAAGCCUACCAGUUAAUGAAACCUUGGAGCUUAAGACAAGUCUUCCUAUGGAACCUGUAACGCCAAGGAAAUCCUCCAGUAAUAUCUCACCAAAUGUCCAGGAAGUGCAAACUGUUGAUGAAACAUUGUCUCAAAACAAAUCCAAACAGUCCCCGAAUCCUGACUUGGAGUCAUCCAAACACACUAUUGAUCAGCAGCCUCUUUCUGCUAAGACAAAAUCUCCUCAGGUGCCAAAUGCCAGCUCUGCAGACCUUCAACAAGGUAAGCCUGUUCUUGUUGAGGAUCAAAGUGCUAAAACCACUUCCAAGCCUGACAAACAUGCUGCUGAGUUAAUGAAGGUAGCUGAUGAGUCCAUAUCAAAAGUAUUAGAUUGGUUUAAAAGAAGCUCCAAUACUGGUGAUGAGAAUACUCCAUCGGUAGCCUCCCAAAGGAGAGAGACCAAAGAAGAACUGUACUUAUCACCCAAGACAAGAGUUAUAACUACAAAAGAUAGUGGACCAAGCACAGAUGAAAAUACACAACUGAUUGACUUGUCAUUUGGAAAUAAUGGGAAACCAAGCAAUGUUUUGAAGCCUGCAGCAGUUGAUGCAGAAGACAUACAGAUAAUAAAAGUAGGAAAAAAAGAAAAUGUAAGUCAAGAGACUCAAGAAACGGACUAUAACAAAGGGCCUAUUGUACUUGGAAAGAGCAAAAAUGGUAGAGAGAAGAUGCAUUUACAGGUCACUGAUCUUCCAGUUACUAAAUUAGAUGAAACAAAUAUUCUUAAAAAAUCAGCUGCAGAAGGCAAAAUGUUAUACAAACCAGAGGAUGAAAGUGCAGCAUAUAAAGAACCAACAUUUCUUACAGAAGGAAAAGGCAAACCAGGUUCAAAGAGCUUCAGUUCUCCUGAAAAGCUAAAUGAAGGUUCACUAUUGAAAACUAAUGUGCAAAUUCAGAAAGAGGAAGAGAAAAUAUGCACGAUCAAAUCUCUCUUGGAAGAAGACCAUGUUCAAACACAGACUGGAUUUGAUAAUAAAGGAACUGAGAGAAAAGAACCUGGUUUACUUGAUCAAGGAAGUAUGCAACUAGAGCCAAGUAGUCCUAGGACAAAACUACCUGUCUUGCCACAGCAUGAAUCCAAACAGCCAUCUCCUGUACAAGUCUCAGAUGAGGAGAUGGAACUAAAGAGAAGUGUAAGGGAUAUUAGGGCCUUCUGGGAAAGUGACAAAACUGGACCCAGACAUACAAAUAAGGAAGGCAUUUUAAGUACUACCCCGUCAGCUAGUAGCACAGUACAAUACACCAAUAAAGGAAAUAGCAAAGUAAAACCCACUGAUGAUUCUGCAGCAUCCCUAUCAAGUGACUCAAAAGAUCAAAACAAGUAUAGUUUGGUUACCUUCAGAAGAGUUGAAUUAAGUAAUGACGAGGCAUCUAAAGAUAAAUUUCUAAAGUCUUCAAAGACUGGGCCAGAUAUAAUGGCUAAAUCCAAAGCAGACCAUACUGUUGAGAAGUCCAGAAAAAUAUUUCAGUCUGAUGGUAAGGUUAAUGAAUUUACAAAAUUGCCAAAAGCAAAUAAUUUGCAACCAAGAAUUGGUUUUACUCCUCCUUCGUCAAAGAAGUAUGAAGAUGGGAAAGAAGUGUCUUCAGAAAAUGACAGAAAUCCCUCUUCUACACAACAGAAGCCAACUUUUAAGGUUUUGUCUUUGAAGGAAAAAAUAGAUGAGGAGUCUAAGAAUCAAAUUUCCAACCCACUGCAAUUUCUGAGUUUGAGAAGCUUUUGGGAUAUUGGACCUAAAUCACAGAGUAGGACCAAUAUGAAAAAUGAAACCACUUCCCCAGGUAAUAUUAGUUCAGUAACUUACCAAAAAGAGUCAAAGGAACUUAAAGAAAGCAGAGCAGAGACGAGCCAAGAAGAGGUGGUGAUGGUUCAACAGCAAAAUCAACUUCCAGAGAGAGAGAAAACAAAGAAAAUAAACUUCAAAGUACCUGAGUCGCCUAGACAGGAAGGGCAGCCCAUUCUUUGGUCAGUGAAUCGGACAAAAACAGUAAAUGAUGAAUCUCUCCAAAUAGUGGGGAAAAAUGUAGGAAAGUCAGUGAUCUCAAAACCUAAAGAAAAGGUGGAUCUUCCAGAGCAAGAAGUUAAAGAGUAUAUAGAAAAAAUGAGUGUUACACCAAAAGAACAGCACAGCACAUUUAACAGUGGCUUACAGAAACUGCUUAAAGAAAUGUCUGAGGCACCCUCGCCAUCAUUCCAACCAGCUAGUGAUAAAGGUGUUCCAAGAAAAGAAUUGGGAAUUGAUGAACACCUAAUUGUUUCUGUAAAAACAAAGCAGAGCAAGACUGCUCCCACAGACUCCAAGGAAAAAGCAGUAUCCCCUAAAGAGGAGGUUGUAGAGACUGUAGACAAAACUGUUGCUCCAUCAAAGACUGAACUUGAUGCAUUUAAUGCUGGGCUAGAGAAACUGCUAAAGGAAACCUCCAAAAUAUCAUCAUCUUCUAGUCAGAACGUAACAGAAAAUAUUUCUGAAGAGACCGUUUCUUGGCCUGGGCAGAGAAGAUUUUUUGAAAAGGUGAUGGAACGGAGUCACAACACUUAUCCUACAUUUCAAAGAGAGGAAGUGCUUCCUCAAGAAGUAAAAGAAACUAUAGAAAGAACAGUCAUUUCACCCAAAGAUGAACUUGAUGAACUAAAAAUUGGUCUGGGAAAGCUGCUUAAGGAAUCUGACGCUUCCUGUCCAUUGUGUCAGGCAGCCGAUACGGAUGAGUGUAUCCAGAGAGAGAGUUCUCAUGAAGAAGUCAUUCCAAGCUCUUCCCAAAAGGCAAUGCGUCCUGGCAUAGCUGCUUAUGUCGUGACCCAGAAUGAAGCACUGCCUCCGGGAGAGGCAGUCUCAGAGACUGUAGAAAAAACCACGGUUCCACCAAAAGCUGAAUUCCAUGAUCUGGACGCUGGUUUAAAGAAACUACUUAAGGAAGCAUCCGCAAUCUCAUUUUCAUCGUACAAUGUAGAUAACAGUAAAAAAGCAGCGUCUGAGAAUGUGCCUGAAGAAGAUGGGCGAAGAUAUUAUAAGCGGGUCACAGAGACUGACCAGGCUACUUCUGUUACUGCCCAAGGAAGGGUUGGGGCUCCAAAUGGAAUUGGGACUGUAGAGAGAAGUACCGUUCCAUAUCAGGAUAAUGUUAGCCCAGUCAAUACAUGCCUGGAGAAACCAAAUGAAGAGGCAGCUAAAGUGCUGUUACCUUUAUAUGCAAAAAAUGGAGAAAACAUAAGCUCUCGGCCAGAGGAUCAGAUUGAUCAUCCUGUAUCUCCUGGUAACCAUCAUGAAGUGACUGAAAUACUAGUAAAAACAGUUCAGCCAAAACCUGAACUCCGUGAAUUUAAUGCUAGUUUGCAGAAACUGCUUAAGGAAGCUUCUGAAAUGCCACCCUCUGAACAGAAAAGCUUUGACAAUGAGAUGCAUGUUAGGAUACAGCCUAAUCAGAGUGUGAAAUCCACUUACCAACAAGAAAUCAAUCAUCCUCAAGAAGUAAAUGAAACAGUCAAAAAAGCCGUUGCUCCUUCCAAAGCAGAACUUAGUGAAUUUAAUUCUGGGUUAAAGAAACUGCUGAAGGAAGUCUCUGAAAUGCAAACUCUUCAACUGAAAAACAUGGACGAUGCAGUGCAGAAGAGUAUGGGGAUACAGCCUAAUCAGAGCGUAGACUUAACUUAUCAGCAAGAUAUUGACCAUCCUCAAGAAGUAAAUGAAACCAUAGCAAAAGCUGUUGCUCCUUCCAAAUCUGAGCUUGGAGACUUUAAUGCUAGUUUGCAGAAACUGCUUAAGGAAGCCUCUGAAACGCCACCUCUUAAGCUGAAGAGCGUGGAUAGUGUAAUACAGGGUAGGACACAGCCUAAUCAGAGUGCAUAUUCCUCUUACCAACAAGAGAUGGGCUAUCCUCAAGAAAUAAAAGAAACCAUAGAAAAAACUGUUGCUCCAACAAAAGCAGAAUGCAGUGAAUUGAAUAUCUGCUUAGAAAAACUUCUCAAAGAAGCAUCUGACGUUUCAUCUCAGCUGCCAACGAAGAUGGGAAAACAGGAAAGACCCAAUGACUCUGUGUCUCAAGCAGAAAAGGGAAGUCUAGCCAUUAAAAUGCCACUCGCUGGUCCAAGUGCUUCAGGUGGCUAUCGCACAGAGUUUAAGAUACCAAUCAAGAGAGAGACUUUGAAACAAAAUGACAAAGCCAUAAAGGAAGAUCAUGUGGUAAAUGAAGUGAGAGGUUCUACUCUCCCUGAAAGAAAUGUAGCAUUUGAGAAAACAGUACAGACUAACCUGGCAUCACCUGAAGCACUUCUCAAGGAAAGAGAGAAUGGCGCGGCUGUUUUCAAGAUGCAUAAGAUGGAGAUAAAAAAUGAAAAUAAAAGAGAGGAAGCAGCAGGCAAGGAGGUUGAUAAAAGCACUUCCUUAGCAGAUGCCAGUAAGGCAACAUCUGAAGUGAAUGCACCAUUUAGAUUCAGGAGACCAAGCACACCACUUAAAGAUGAUGAUCACUCCACCAAAAUAAGUAAAGUUGAGCUGCUCCUAGCAUCUCCUUAUGAUGAUGAAGAUGACACCAUAAGUUUUGGCUCUGAUCUUUCAGGUUCAACCUGUUCAGAAGAAUUAGAUCCUAUUUUGAAGGCUUUGAAAAGGAGUGCAGAUAGGCAAAGGCCUUCCAAAAGUCUAGAGGACAUUCCAUCAGCCACAUCAAAUAAAGGAAAAAUAGAUAUUCCAAAAGAAGAAUUAGUACUUAGUGCUGAAGAUGAUCAGAAAACCGAUCAGCAACAAGAGACAAAUGAAAAUGUACAAGGAAUAUCCACAGUGCCUUCAGACCUGGAUCACCAGUUUUCAAAUCCUGAAAAACUCAAAAGAUUGAGCCAGUCAGUACCAGCAUUUCUACAAGAAGAGAGUGACAGAGACACUGAUACAACAUCAGAAAGCAGUUAUCCUCAUGGCAGAAUCAAGAAGAGCCCCAGCUCUCUAACCAAUCUUAGCGGCUCUUCUGGCAUGGCGUCCUUGUCUUCUGUGAGCGGAAGUGUAAUGAGCAUCUACAGUGGAGACUUUGGCAAUGUGGAUGUGAAAGGCCACAUUCAGUUUGCCAUUGAUUAUGUAGAACAGCUGAAGGAGCUCCAGAUUUUUGUUUCCCAGUGUAAAGACUUGGCAAUUGCAGAUGUUAAGAAACAACAUUCAGACCCGUAUGUAAAGACUUACCUGCUUCCAGAGAAAUACAAGCUGGGGAAAAGGAAGACCUCAGUGAAAAAGAAAACAUUGAAUCCAGUCUAUAAUGAAAUAUUGCGGUAUAAAAUUGACAAGGAACUGGUAAAGACCCAGAGACUGAAUCUCUCUGUCUGGCACAAUGACACCUUUGGGCGCAAUAGUUUCCUAGGUGAGGUGGAACUUGAUUUGGGAACAUGGGACUGGAAUGACAAACUGAAUAAGCAGAUGAACUGGUUCCCGCUUAAGCCUAGGACUACAGCAGCAGCUCUUGAACUAGAGAACAGAGGAGAGAUUAAACUAGCCCUUCAGUAUGUCCCACAGCCUGUCGGGGGUAACAAGACCCCGUCCACUGGAGAGGUCCACAUCUGGGUGAAGGAAUGCAAUGACCUCCCUCUCCUGAGAGGCAACAAGAUCAACUCUUUUGUUAAAUGUACCAUUCUUCCAGAUACUAGUAGGAAGAGUCGCCAGAAAACAAGAGCAGUGGCGAAAACUACAAACCCAGUGUUCAACCACACCAUGGUUUACGAUGGCUUUAGAGCUGAUGAUUUGAAAGAAGCAUGUGUAGAACUUACAGUCUGGGACCACAACAAACUAGCCAAUCACUUUCUGGGAGGUCUCAGGAUAGGAAUGGGAACAGGCAAAAGCUAUGGUACUGCAGUGGACUGGAUGGACUCCACUUUAGAGGAAAUCACCCUAUGGGAGAGAAUGUUGAGCUCGCCAAACACAUGGGUAGAAGAUACACUGCCACUCCGGAUGCUAAUGGUAGCAAAGCUGACAAAAUAAGAUGACUUUCUAAUUGCUAGUGUCCAAAAUGUUUACUUGUUGGAUCUUGGGAGGGGAAGGAAAUAAUAAAAUGGGGAACUUGGAGGAAUUCUAUAAAAGUGUGUGUACUACAGUAGAUCUGUAGACAGCCUCUGUUCUGUUAUUUUAUUUUGUGCUGCUAAAUGUUACUACGUAAUGCAAAUUAAACUUUUCUGCUUUCAGAUUAUUUUUUUAAACUAAAGGCCUUUUACUUCUUGCUCACUGAAAAUGAAUUAAAUAAAGAAUAUACUAUUGAAAUUCAGUGGUCCAAUUACAAGGGGUGUGUUGUGUGUGUGGUCACCUAGAAUAGUGCAAAAUGUUGGUGAUUUGCUAAAUAAUGCACCCAAAAACAAAACCCAAAAAAGCAACAACUUUGUCUAUUUCCCAGGGUCUUUUGUGUGGCAUUUAAAAUAAGCUGACAAUAGGUUGCUAUAGUCACAUUCACUGUGUGUUUACAGCUUAAUUUUAAUGGUAUGUUCAAGUCUCUGGUGGUUACACCCUUUGGUAGAGUUCAUGACGGGGAAUUCCAUCUCUAGUUUUAAGCUCUCAGAGCUUGGGAGGGCUUUAUCUAUUGAUAUAAGCAUUCUAUGAAGAGUGGUGAUAUUGAGCUCAAUCCUAUAGGGUGCUGAAUUUCCACAUGUUCAGGAUCAGGGCCAUAAAGAGGAUUUGACUGUAUACAUAGUACAUAUACUAGUGGUUUUGUUAUCAUAUCUCUAAAUUAUGGAUUCUGUAUGGAAGCAAUGAAGUUGAAUUUACUGUAUUUAAAUGUUACUCUGAAGGAUCUCUUCACCCAUUAAGUUGCUCAUUUUAUUAUUGAUGAAUAAAUUGGAUAUUUAUUUUACGCGUAUACACUAUCUGUACCCAAGUGUGUUGUUGGAUUGCUCUUUUGGGUGUGUCAAGACUUUUGUAUGCACUUUGGUGCCACCACUACAACACAGCAGGAAUUGGGUAGUUCUUUAAAGAACCUACACGAUAUGAAAUAGCAAGCAAAUUUCAAUCCUAUAGCAUUGUAUUUAACUAAAAGUUUGAAUGUAAAAAACAUAUAAAUGUAUUAUUUUAACUAAAAGCAGCCUAUUAAAGCUACAGUUGUGUUCAGAGAAGUAACUGUUCAAUUAAAAUACACAUCUGAUCAAUUA
Molecule: messenger RNA, 8917 nt
Organism: Mauremys reevesii (Reeves's turtle)
Lineage: Eukaryota; Metazoa; Chordata; Testudines; Geoemydidae
Gene: SYTL2
Product: synaptotagmin like 2
Exons: 20
Coding region: 519-7763 (2414 amino acids)
Biological process (GO): exocytosis; intracellular protein transport
Cellular component (GO): plasma membrane; exocytic vesicle
Molecular function (GO): neurexin family protein binding; small GTPase binding
Source: RefSeq, a predicted model, not a curated record